GCCGGGCGGGCCCGGGGCCGGGGCCAUGGCGCUGCCCGUGCUGUCCAGCUCGGCCGUGAAGUUCCGCCGGGUCCUGGCGCACUUCCCGCAGGAGCUCAGCCUGGCCUUCGCCUACGGCUCCGGGGUGUUCCGGCAGGCGGGGGCCUCGGCCGAGCACGGCGAGACAAAUAUGCUGGACUUCGUGUUUGCUGUUGAUGAUGUUGUGACCUGGCAUAUGACAAACUUGUUAAAGAACAGGAGUCAUUAUUCCUUCCUUAAAUUUUUUGGGCCCAAAAAGAUAAGUACCAUACAGGGAUAUGGAGCAGGGAUUUACUACAACACCUUAGUGCCAUGCAAUGGCAGGAUGAUAAAAUAUGGAGUAAUUAGCACUGAUGCCCUGAUUGAAGAUUUGCUCCACUGGAAAACUCUCUAUGUGGCUGGGCGCCUGCAGAAGCCGGUGAAAAUCCUGGCCCAGAAUGAGAACAGCAGGCUGCAAGCUGCUCUUGUCAGCAACCUGAAGAGUGCAGUGAUAGCAUCCUUCCUCAUGCUGCCAGAGAGCUUCUCUGAAGAGGACCUUUUCCUGCAGAUUGCUGGCCUCUCCUACUCUGGUGAUUUCAGAAUGAUCAUAGGAGAAGACAGAUUCAAAGUGCAGAACAUAGUGAAGCCCAACAUUGCCCAUUUCCAGAAGCUGUACAGUACCAUACUGCAGGACUGCCCUCAAGUGGUGUACAAGCACCAGCUGGGAAGGCUUCAGAUUGAUAAAAGUCCAGAAGGUCAGUUUACACAACUUAUGGCUUUGCCAAAGACUCUGCAACAAAAGAUAACUGCUCUGGUAAACCCUCCUGGAAAGAACAGAGACGUGGAAGAAAUUUUACUGCAAGUUGCCCAUGACCCUGACUGUGGAUAUCUGGUGCAUCAAGGCAUUUCAGCAAUUGUGAGAUCCUCCAGUAUAGUGCAGAGUGCUAAAACCAUCCUGACAGCUGGGGCAAAGAAAUCUGUGAUCUACAGUUUGAAGAAAUUAUAUAAGAUGGCAAAGGGAGAGUUAAAGAAGCCAUCCUGAGUCUGUACAUACUGUGUAUGGGUAAAUAAAUGGUACUUUUUCUCUAAAUGUUUUGCAGAUGUGACUUUGCAUACUUGAGAAGAUUACAGUGUAUUUAAAAAGUCUGUUCUGAUGAUUUACAUGCCCAAUUUUCUUAAUGAAAUAGGAACUUUUUUAAUGGGAGGUUUGUUGGCAAUGGGGCAAAAGAAUUCUAGCUGUAAAUACUGAAAUGAAUUUUCCUGUGUAUUUUGAAGAACCUUAAGUAAAAAAGGUUGAUUGUACAGAUGGAUUAAAACCCAAAUUACUCAUUUUUUAUGUGGUGGUAGCAGCUUUACUUCCCCAAAUACCCUCAGAGUCUCAAAAUCACCAAUAUCCCAACUUUAGUUCUUUUAGGGAUUUCCAGAACUGGAGAAUCCCUUGAGAUUUCAGUAGAUAUGAACCUGCCCUCUGACAUUGCUGCCCUGCCAGGUUCAUCCUUGGAAUUCCUCUGAGGAUGCUCCCUGUGGCAUCUUGAAUCCCAAAAACUGCCACAGUGUGGGAGAGGGGAAAGAGCAGCUUGGCAGCUGUCACAUCCUUUAAUAAGGAUAUUUAAUAAUAUUCAUAGAUAAGGAUAUUUCAUAAUAAUGAAAUAGUGUGUUCCUCUCGUGAGGCUGAGAUGAAAAGUGCCCAAUUCAUGGCCUUUAUCACAAGGGCCAGAGUUGGAAGGAAAAUCAGAAUUCCAGGGAUCUCUUUGGGCACACUUAUGCAGUGUUUGUUGUUUGGCAGAAGAUUUCAUCAAAACACUUGAAAAUUUGGAAUAUUAUGAACAAAAGCACAAGUUGGUUACUUCUUUGAUUAUCUUUUUUUUUUCCCUUAAAAUACUGCCCACAAAGAUGAAACUUGAGCUCCCGUUAAAUGAGCUAAACCAAAGAGAAUUGAGUUUGACAUGGCUUGUUGCAUUAAUCAUGCCAUGAAGGAAUGGCCAUGGCUGGCAGGAUCCAUGUCUGCUGCUAGAAACUGGGAGGAUCUUUUAUAAAUAGAAUAUUUUUCACACUGACUCAGGUGGGUUUGCUAAUUUGGGAAAUUUUCCUUAAUAGAAAUAAACUCAGGUAAGGUUUCAUUUCCCUUGUGAGACUGUCAAUGAUAAAAAUAAUUUAAUGGCUAAAAAAAAGGAAAUAAAAUGGAUCUUUCCUGAUCAGCAUGUUUGGGUUUUUUCCUUGUGUAUUAUGUGAUCAUCAGGGCCAUCUCUCAAGCUACAUUUGAUUUAGUGAUCUCACUUUAAAAUAUACAUCAUUUCAAUGAAGUUGCCUGCUAAUUGUUUCCAGGGAGAAUUUCAGAGCAUAAAUUUAAGCAAGACAAUAAAAAAUACAUUGUUGUAUGUAA
Messenger RNA from Agelaius phoeniceus (red-winged blackbird), 2380 nucleotides. It is a transcript of the gene TAMM41, whose product is annotated as TAM41 mitochondrial translocator assembly and maintenance homolog. Gene Ontology annotation, molecular function: phosphatidate cytidylyltransferase activity. Gene Ontology annotation, cellular component: mitochondrion. The record is from RefSeq and is a predicted model, not a curated record. NCBI's taxonomy places the organism in Eukaryota, Metazoa, Chordata, Aves, Passeriformes, Icteridae. Gene Ontology annotation, biological process: CDP-diacylglycerol biosynthetic process; cardiolipin biosynthetic process.